Molecule: messenger RNA, 1769 nt
Organism: Conger conger (European conger)
Lineage: Eukaryota; Metazoa; Chordata; Actinopteri; Anguilliformes; Congridae
Gene: mrps17
Product: mitochondrial ribosomal protein S17
Exons: 3
Coding region: 142-555 (137 amino acids)
Biological process (GO): mitochondrial translation
Cellular component (GO): mitochondrial small ribosomal subunit; ribosome
Molecular function (GO): structural constituent of ribosome
Source: RefSeq, a predicted model, not a curated record
GUUUAACGUCAUCAGAAAGAGUCUGUUAAACAACAGUGGCUUCUGGUUUACCAUGGCGUGGUGAACAGCGUUUUUGAAUUCCUGACCUUCAAAUUAUUACUUCAUCCAAACCUAAAGCUGGGUUUCUGAAAUCCACGCAACAUGUCCGCGAAACAGGCGUCUGUCCACGCGAAAUGGAUUAUUGGCCGGGUCAUCGGAACGAAGAUGCAGAAGACCGCGAAGGUGCGGGUGACCCGGCUGGUGCUCGACCCGUACCUCCUCAAGUACUACAACAAAAGAAAGACGUACUUUGCCCACGACCGCCUGGAGCAAUGCACCGUGGGAGACAUAGUCCUUCUGAAGGCCUUGCCGGAGAGGAGGACCAAACACGUUAAGCAUGAACUGGCAGACAUUGUGUACAAGGUGGGGAAUGUUGUAGACCCGCUGACGGGGAAGAGGGUGGCCGGCACCUCUUACCUGGAGCCCCUGUGGGAGGAUUCCCAGCCGUCGGCCGACUCCCUGACUGAGAAACUGCAGGAAUUAAACAUCACGGGCUCCGCAUCUCCAGAUCACUGAUCCCCCGGGUACAGCCGCUCCCUACCCACCCAUGCAGAAGAAAUGUUGCGUGACUUCAGUGUACUGAACCGUUUUGUGCUUUCUAUACAAGUCUUUGUCACCUGAUUUCAGCCCUCAAAACGGUGCAUUUACAGUGUGCCUGUUGCUCAGAACUGGGUAAAGACUUUUUGCCAUGGUGAUGAAACAUUCAGGUUUUUUUUUUUUUUUUUUUUUUUUCUUUAGCACCUUGUUCCAUGUAUAAACACAGUAAUAAAUCCAUUGGGUGCAAACAGUCCAUCUACAUGUUAACCGUUUAAUUUUUUUUAAAGCUGACUGUGGAAGUCUGUUGCUUCCCUAUGUAAAAUACAUAUUUUGUGAUGUAAUUACAAGUGUAGCUGCUGUGUAGACCUAAUUAACCUAAUUAACUGAUUGAAGGCUAUUGAUGGAAGCUGAUGUUGGCAUGAAGUCCUGAAUUGGAUACAUCCCUCUGGUACAGGCAUUGGUUGGUGGUUCAAAUCCAAGUGUAACCACAAUAAGAUCCGCACAGCCGUUGGGCCCUUGAGCAAGGCCCUUAACCCUGCAUUGCUCCAGGGGAGGAUUUUCUCCUGCUUAGUCUAAUCAACUGUAUGUCGCUCUGGAUAAGAGCGUCUGCCAAAUGCCAAUAAUGUAAUGUAAUGUACAGGGUUUCCCUCCCCUGCUUUAUUGACAUUUGGACUGUGUCAGAAAUGGCUUACUGGCCUAUUAUUGAGUUAAUAUGCUGAGUACACUCAAUGAGAAUGUGAAGUGGGCUUAGGGUUUUCUCUAAAUGGUAAAUGGUUGAUUAUAUAUAUAUAGCGCCUUUAUCCAAAGUGCUGUACUUGUUUGCCCCCCCCCCAAAUUAAGUAUACUUAAAGUAACUAGUAUACUUAAAAUCCCAGGAUGUUGUAUGUAAUUUCCAGGGUUUCGCUGAAUGUGGCCAUGUUCAAAGCGGCCUCCUAACUACGGUUGGCUUCAAAAUAUGUGCUCUGCUGCCUGUCUGACAUCCUCCGUGCCGUUUUCCACCGGUACUGCAGGAGUGCUGAGAGCUUCGCCCCUCAAAUAUAAAGCCCUGCCUCUUCCUCUCUGAUUUAUUGUUCUGUGAAUAGACCCAAAGUGCUCUUUCUCUCUGGAAAAACCUCCGGAAAAGUGUGUUCCUAAAUACACUCUGUGCAACCCUGACAAUAUGCAUAUCAUCUGGGGUUGUUAAGUAAACUACA